CCACACAUGUAAACCACUAAACUUGACAGGGCGUGUAUUCCAUCAUAAAUAGGCAGUGAAAAAGAACAAAGAGAAGGCAACAAUUGCGAAAGUGAAAUAUAUUACGUUCGAAACUCCAUGGCAAGGACAAGCAUCAAGAUUCUUUGUGCCAUAGUCUUGUAUGCAAUCGCUAUCAGUUCAAUUGGGUGCUAUGCAGCUCAGUCGAAGAAACUACUGUUUGUGUUUGGAGACUCACUCUUCGAUCCAGGCAACAACCAGUACAUCAAAAAUUCAGCGAAACCCGUAUCAACAUCUUAUCCUUAUGGAAUAGACAUGAACAACAAAUCCACUGGCAGAUUUUCAGAUGGCCUUAUAGUUCCUGAUUACAUCGCCCAAUUUGCAAACCUUUCAGUGGAUCCUCCAUACCUUCAACCAGGAGCAGAUUUAACCAGCGGAGCUAACUUUGCCUCUGCCGCAGGUGGUGUUCUAGACGUCAAUAAUGGAGUGCUGAAUCUUAAACAACAGUUGGCCUAUUUCAAGAACGUGGCAAAUUUAAUGUCACAGAAAGUAGGUGCUAAAGAAGCCACAAAAAUUUUAAGUAGUUCUGUGUAUUUAUUCAGCUUCGGAGGCAACGAUUACUUUCGGUAUGAGUCCAGCUACCCUAAUGCCACUCAAUCUCAAAGAGUAGCAUACAUGCGCAUGGUGGUGGCCAAUUUAACAAAUGGCUUAAAGGAAAUAUAUAAUAUGGGAGGAAGGAAAUUUGCGAUCCAGAAUGUUGGACCGUUAGGUUGCUUGCCGGUUAUAAAAGCAGUGCACCCUAGUACAAAUGGCUCUUGUGUUACCAAUUUCUUAAAGGAUGCAAGUCUACACAACAAAGCUCUAUCUAAUCAGCUUAGUAAGAUGGCCAAAGAAUUAUCCGGGUUCAAAUAUUCGAACAUGGACUACUUCUAUAACCUCCUUUACCGAAUUAAUAACCCUACAAAAUAUGGGUUCACGGAAGGGAAAAAUGCAUGUUGUGGCAGUGGACUAUAUAAUGGACUGAAUUGUGGAGUAGGUUCAUACAAGUUAUGCAGUAAUCCAAGUGACUAUCUGUUCUUUGAUGGCGGCCAUACAUCUCAGAAGGCAAAUCGCCAGAUUGCAGAGCUAAUAUGGAGUGGAGUACCAAAUGUUACUGGACCUUAUAAUGUGAAGCAACUAUUUGGGCUUCCUUGAUUAGAUUAUGUAGUGAAUUUGCUUUCUUUUAAAUAAUGCACUCUUUGGAGCUAUAGAUGAUGUAGACUUAUAAAAAUUAAUAUAUAAAAUCAACGUACGUAUGCCGAAUAAAUUAUCAUGUA
Messenger RNA from Pistacia vera, 1313 nucleotides. Its product is annotated as GDSL esterase/lipase 1-like. NCBI's taxonomy places the organism in Eukaryota, Viridiplantae, Streptophyta, Magnoliopsida, Sapindales, Anacardiaceae. Bases 118 to 1191 code for a protein of 357 amino acids. Gene Ontology annotation, molecular function: hydrolase activity, acting on ester bonds. The transcript is spliced from 5 exons. The record is from RefSeq and is a predicted model, not a curated record.